AUCAAACGUUUGGGUUCACUUUCAUAUUCAGUUUAAAUGUAAAAGGGAAAGCAACAGUCCACAGAAUCACUGAAACACACACAAACUGUGGACCUGGUUUUAAUGUCAUCUCAAAUGGCCUCAUGGUAAUAUAGCUAGAAGGUUUGAUGUGACCUGUGAAGUGCCGUCCUACCAUAACAGGUUGUUUAUGAAAUGAAAUAUUACAGAAAACAGUUCUGAAAUUUGGAAAUUGAAAAGAUCCUUCCCUAUGAAUUGACAGAAGAGUGAUUUUAUCUUAACUGGGGAAUUAAUUUAAUUGAAACAUUGAGACUAAAUUGGGUUCGAAGAAACUAAGAAACAUGGGCGAUGAGAAAUGGAGUAGUCUACACUGAGAAGAGUGUGUGUAGAGCAGAACUGUAGGUAUAUUUAGUUAGUUUUUAUUUAAUUAUUAAAAAAAAAAGUAAAAACAUAAGGUCCAGUUAAUAUACAAUACAAAUCUGUCAGAUUUAAAAUGAUUAUACAUGGUCAUGGUCCAACACUUUCAGCCGAGUGGGCAACAUAACUAAGAUUUUCUGGUAUAAAUAGUGAAUUAAGAUCAUUUGCUUUAUGCUCGAACUUUAGAGAUUUUGUGAGCUUGAGGAAAUAAUGGUACAUGUAGUUCAUUCGCUCUGUAGGCAACUUGUGAUGUACCAUCUGUCAAAGUUAGUUUACUAUAGAGUACAGAAAUGUGCUGCUUUUGUAGGCUACCUCUGUUUCAGAGCGUGCAGAAGACACAAAGUUAUUUUAAACAAGGGGAAAUAAAAUGAUGUUCGCUGAGAUGGACCACUGCGAACGGUAGACCUGUUGGUUUUGUUUGGACCUUAUGGAUCUUAUGGACUGGUUUUAGGCACGACGAACGGAAAUGGGCAGUGCCUCCUGAAGAGGAGAGGGUCUGAUCUGCGCAUGCAGCACCGAUACUCCGACUUUAGGCGGGCUGGUGUGCUUGGAGAAGCUCGAGACCACUAAAAAAAUAACAUGAGCCGCUCGGUGACAUCCGCAGAAGUUACGUCGAAGUCGUGACUUGACCCGGUCUUGGUUCAGACCCUUCCUCAUCAUCACCAACAACUGCAGACUGGCCGCGGCUGCUCCGCGCGCACUGCGGCGCUUUGAAACCUCGGAACGACACGGAGCCAGGGGCGCGCGGCCGCUCCUCUGGGCCGCUGUAGCAGGAAUGAUGCUCGCGCUCACCUUCACCUGCCGCGCGCUGCUCGUCUUCCUGCUCUCGGAGUCGGUUCAGACCGACAGAACAGCGCCUUUUCUGAUCGCAGAGAACAUGUGGCCUCGCGGUUGUGUCCUGGACUGCCAGAGGGGGCGCCACAGAGCUGUGUGCGGUAGCAACGGCAGGUUGUAUAAAUCGCUGUGUGCCUUCCAGCGGGCACAGUGCAUCAACACACAGCUCCGCCUCGCUCCACGAACACACUGCUCAGAUUCAAAUCAGUCCAAAUGCCAGCUGGCCCGGGCUCUGGCCCUGGAGGCCAGCACCCACAACAGCGGUGGUCAUGUUAGCCCAGCUUCUGCCAUCUUUGUGCCAGACUGCCAUCUGGAUGGUCACUUCCUGCCAGUGCAGUGCCACAAUCAGACCGGAUACUGCUGGUGCUCCACACCCGACGGCAAACCUGUCAGCGGUACCUCAGUCCUCCAUCUGAUCCCCAACUGCACUGAUCACAUCACCAGGUUGGCUCAGACCACUGAUGCAGAUUCAGCUCCAAUCAAAGAUGAAGUUGGUGAACCUGGGCCUACACUGGACCCCAGAAAACCUUCAGAGCUGACAGCUCCUCCGUUCUGGGUGACCAUCCUGAUGAACGGAAACCGCUCGGGCAGACGUCCCACCGACAGUCCUCGGACGUGUGAGCGUGAGCGAGCGUCGCUGCUCUCUCAGAUGCGUUCAGCCAGGCAGGAAGAGCGUUUCAUCCCAGAAUGCACUGCAGAUGGCCGCUACAGCCCCGUGCAGUGUCACACUGCUACAGGUUACUGUUGGUGUGUCCGGGUAGAGAGCGGCAGGCCCCGCCCAGGCACCUCUGCAAGGAAUCGCAUCCCAGCCUGCACUGGGGCAGAGGAGGCACCAACAGACAGGAAGUACAGGGGAAAACCUCUGCCAGGGUGUCCCGGAGCUCGUAAGAAGCAGUUCCUGCAGAGUCUGGUUAGAGCUCUGCAGCUGGAAGCAGAGCAUGCUGGAAGUCUGAGUCCCUACCAGGCCUCGAACACACCUCCCUCCAGUUCUCCCUUUCCAUCUUUCAACGCUCCAACCUCUGCCACACCUUCCUCCUCGACUCUGGACGUUGCCUCUACUGCUGCUCUGGAGGCUGCAGAGUCCUCCAGGCCAGAGGUGGUGCUGCGGUGGCACUUCAGUCAGCUGGACGAGGACUCCAGUGGGGUGCUAAGCGAACUCGAGGCUCGACCCCUUCGUCAGUUCCUGCGACGGAGGCUGAAGCCCCGACGGUGCGCCAAGAAGUUUGCGCAGUACUGUGACAGGGACGGAGACCGAGGCCUGACGCUGGAGGAGCUGAGGGUUUGCCUGGGCCUCUGAGGUGGGUCACAGCCAGAGAGCAACAAGACAGAUCACCCGAUGCCAAAGGCCAACUCUCCUUUCAAGGUUCUAUUUAUUCAUCCAUAAAAUCAUGGAACUUUCAUUGCUCACAUCCUUUUCAUCCAACACUGAUUAAAAGACAAAACAAACAUAAAUGCCUUCUAAUGUCCUCACUGUCAUUGUGGCCAGCCUCCCGGCUCUUCAGGAUACAUUAUUUAUCCUCUUCUUCUCAGUUUUGCCGCUAUUCCCAGCCUCCACAGGCUGCAGUAGUUCCACAUAACAGACAUUAAACACAUUUUGAAAUGAACAUCGAAUGACCUAAGCUUCCUCUGGCAGUAUAAAUGUUUUUUAGGCAUGACUUUGCAAAGACAUGCUCCCUCCAAGUCAACUGUCCUUUUGUUUUUGCAAGAAUCAACUAUCAUCUCUUAUGUCUUCCUGCCACUGAUGCGUCCUUCUUCCCUGACUUGCCAUUUCCUUCACUUUCCUUCAUUUACAGGGCUGUCUCUGAAUCCUUUCCUUUAAUUGUACCUUCUUUCCUUUAGUCUCUGCUCCCUGUCUUUUCCUCUUGCUCAUGAUUCCUCCUUCCAUUGUCUUCACCCUGUUUUCCUGACAUCUACUUCCUUGCAUCUUUUUGUAUAAUCCCUUCGGCCUUCCCUUAACUCUUUUGUCCUAGGUCCUUUCCUUCUUUCCUUUGAUUCCUACCUCCUUCUCUAGCCUACUUCUUUUGUUCCAUCACUCCUUCAGUUUUUUCUGUUCUCCUUUCCUUAAUCUCUAUCUCUACAGACAUACUUUGCCUCCCCAUAUUUUAUAUACAUAUUGCCAAUGUAUUGAUGUAACAUAUUUUGAUACACAUUUUGAUCAUGGUUAAUUCAUAAUGUUUUAUACAUUGUAUUUUAGACAACAUAUCAGUCUGCACCACUUUCUAAAACACUAAAUUGUUUGCUGAUUGAUUGUGACUUUGCCAUGAAACACAACUUUGAUGAACGUCCAAGUAGUUUCCAGUUUUUGAUGCGAUUCCCUGAUGUUUGUAAAUGUGAUUUCAAUAAAAUGAUGUUGUCAUCUA
Messenger RNA from Siniperca chuatsi (mandarin fish), 3608 nucleotides. RefSeq names its product SPARC-related modular calcium-binding protein 1-like. Gene Ontology annotation, cellular component: basement membrane. The transcript has 11 exons. The coding region runs from base 1190 to 2545 and encodes 451 amino acids. Gene Ontology annotation, biological process: extracellular matrix organization. NCBI's taxonomy places the organism in Eukaryota, Metazoa, Chordata, Actinopteri, Centrarchiformes, Sinipercidae. The record is from RefSeq and is a predicted model, not a curated record. Gene Ontology annotation, molecular function: calcium ion binding; heparin binding; protein binding.